CUAUGUUCAUAGGUCAACGCUCUCUUUCAGCACGCGGGUCCCUCCAGGAGUGACAAUUGCCCCCUUGGAUGCGGGACUGGUGCGAGGGAGGCACCGAUAAAUAUGUGCCGGUAACAGGGGCUGCCGCUUUUCGCGCUGAGUGCGUUUUCGGGACUAGAGAGGUACUAGCCAUUGUACCAGGAUCCGUGGUCGGGAAUGCUCGUGAAGAUGCUGUGGAAUUGGAAGAUCCUCGUUUCGCACGUGUGCUGCGCCAGCUUACUUCUGUUCUGGAUUAUACUGGGAACGGCAGUGGUGGACGUGAUAGGGUCCCAGCAAGGGAUUCCUCUCUCAGUGGUGAAGUUAUGGGCCUCAGCGUUUGGUGGAGAAAUUAAAUCAAUUUCUGCAAAAUACUCUGGAUCCCAGCUGCUGCAGAAGAAAUAUAAAGAAUUGGAAAAGUCUGUCCGAGUGGAAGAAAUUGAUGGCAUGAAAGUGGUCAAAAAUCUAUCGAAGAAGAUGGAGGACAUGUUCCGGAAGAAAAAGGAGGCAAUUCGGAGGCUGGUGGAGGCAGCAGAGGAGGCACAUCUACAGCACGCAGGAAAACCCAGAGCUACAGUAGACAAAGAUAAAUGGAACUCUUAUGCACAGUGCAUUGUUCCACUUUUCUUCCUGAAGAUUGGAAACUCACUCGGGCAACAAAUCACUUGUGGCCACCCAGUUAAUAGCUGGACUUACAUCAUAUAUGAGUACUUCAACGCGUAUGAGUACUUCAACGCGGUGCUGAUCAACGAGGUGGAUGAGGAGGGCAACAACGUGGAGCUGGGAGGAGAGUUUGUCCUCGAACCCAAUGAACACUUCAACAACCUGUCAGUCAACCUCAGCCUCAGUGUGGUGCAGGUGCCCACCAACAUGUAUAACAAAGAUCCUGCCAUAGUGAAUGGGGUGUAUUGGUCAGAGGCCUUGAAUAAAGUGUUUGUGGAUAACUUUGAAAAAGAUCCGUCCCUGAUAUGGCAGUACUUUGGCAGUGCCAAGGGCUUCUUUAGGCAGUAUCCCGGGGUCAAAUGGCAUCCAGACGAACACGGGGUCAUCGCCUUUGACUGCAGGAACAGGAAAUGUACAAUCAAGAGAUUCACUAUGUGGAGCCUUGUCUGAAUGGUACACUGGUACGAGCAGACAGAAACAAUAAAGCUCAUUUUAGAGAACAUCUGGACAAGCUGUUUGCCAAAGGGAUUGGUCUGCUGGGUGAUGCKCUUACCGAAGCAUUCACCAUUCUAAAUGAUUUUAACCAGACUGGGCAUGGCAGUGUGUGUAGCCAGGCCAUCAUGCUUGUGACUGACGGGGCCACACAGAUGUACGACGAUGUUUUCGCCAAGUUCAACUGGCCAGACAGAAAGGUGCGCAUAUUCCCUUACCUGAUUGGCCGAGAGUCUGCCUUUGCUGAUAACAUGAAAUGGAUGGCCUGUGCUAAUAAAGGGUAUUUCAGUCAGAUCUCCACACUGGCUGAUGUACAGGAAAAUGUGAUGAGGUAUCUUCAUGUUAUGAGUCGUCCUAAAGUCAUCGACCACGAGCAUGACACGGUCUGGACAGAGGCCUACAUGGACAGCACUGGGAGUAUCAUACUCUCCCAGGCACACAAGUCCAGAAACAAGAAGGGCCCCAGCCUGAUGACCACUGUGGCCAUGCCUGUGUUCAGCACCAAGAACGAGACGAAGAACCAGGGUAUUCUCCUAGGGGUAGUGGGCACAGACAUUCCCCUACAGGAACUCAUGAAGAUCAUCCCUAAACACCUGCUGGGUAUCCACGGUUACGCGUUUGCCAUCACUAACAACGGCUACAUCCUGACCCAUCCAGACCUGAGGCCACUGUACCAGAAGGGCCAGAAGAGGAGGAAACCCAACUAUAGCAGUGUGGACCUGUCUGAGGUGGAGUGGGAGGACAAGGAUGACUUUCUGCGUAAUGCCAUGGUCAACAGGAAGACUGGGACUUUCUCCAUGGAAGUGAAGAAGACAGUGGACAAAGGGAAACGUCUCCUGAAGAUGCACAAUGACUACUACUACACUGAAGUCAAGGGAACUCCCUUCAGUGUCGGUGUGGCUUUGUCCAGAGGCCAUGGCAAAUUCUUCUUCAGAGGAAACGUCUCCGUAGAAGCAGGGCUUCAUGACCUGGAACAGCCAGAUGUUGCGCUGGCAGACGAAUGGACGUACUGCAACACAGACGAGCACUAUGAGCACCGUUCUCUCUCCCAGAUCCAGGCUAUUAAACUCUACCUGACCGGACGCAAACCACUCAUCAAAUGUGACAGGGAGCUGAUCCAGGAGGUUCUGUUUGAUGCUGUGGUCACAGCCCCACUGGAGGCCUACUGGACAGGCCUGGCCCUCAACAAGUCAGAAAAUUCAGAUAAAGGUGUGGAGAUUGCUUACCUGGGCACACGCACUGGCCUCUCUAGAACCAACCUGUUUGUUGUCCAAGAGGAUCUAUCCAAUCAAGACUUCCUGACAGCGGAGGAUAAGGGGGUGUUUAACGCUGACCACUUCCCCCUGUGGUAUAGAGAGAGCGCAGAGCAGGUCCCUGGCACAUUUGUCUACUCCACCCGUUUCUCCUCAGGAAAUGAGAAUAAGAGUGUGGUUUUGGCCAGCACCGCCAUACAGCUGCUGGAUGACAGGAAGUCACCCAUUGUUGCAUCCGUUGGGAUUCAAAUGAACUUGGAUUUCUUUCAGAGGAAGUUCUGGACCGCUAGCAGACAGUGUGCUGCUCUGGAUGGGAAGUGCAGCAUCAGCUGUGAUAAUGAGGACAUCAAGUGUUACCUCAUAGACAACAACGGCUUUAUUCUGGUCACAGAAGACUACUCUCAGACGGGGGAGUUCUUUGGCGAGGUGGAGGCUGCUGUUAUGACCAAGCUGCUCCUCAUUGGCUCCUUCAAGAGGAUCAAUCUGUAUGACUACCAGGCUCUCUGUAGAGAGUAUGCUGGCAGCAGUGACAGUGGACACUGUUUAUCACAUCCCUUCUCCAUUGUGAAAUGGAUCCUGACUGAACUAGUAAUUUUCCUCCUGGAAUUCAACUUGUACAGCUGGUGGCAUGUUGACCUCUCUGUCAAAGGUCAGUAUGUCCAAAACUCGAGGGAAAGACCAUGUUGGUGCCAUGUGGAUACUGAGUACCCUGCCUUUGUCUCUGAGCGUACCAUCAAAGAGACCACGGGCAACAUUGACUGUGAGGGCUGUGUCAGAUCUUUUGUUAUUCAGCAGAUUCCCAGUAGUAACCUCUUCAUGGUUGUCGUGGACAACAAGUGUGACUGUAGCUCCACCCUUCCAGUUUCCAUGGACCCCAUUGAGAUUAUGUACAACGAAUCUCUGAAAUGUGAUAGGCUGAAGUUUCAGAAGGACAGGAAGCGGCCAGAAUCAUGUCAUCCUUUCCACCCUGAGGAGAAUGCCAUGGAGUGUGGAGGAGCAGCAGGCCUGUCUGCCCCCCUCACAGCAGCACUGCUCCCCCUGCUGGCCACUCUCUUCACCAGAUGACCAUACUGCCGCCGAAGCCCACCACACUGGACCCAACACUGGAACCAACACUGGAGAGACUGAUAGACCGGCUUUAACACACCAUCAAAUGCUGACAAAGCGCAGGGAGCCUCGCCAACCAGAAGAACCUGCUCAUAACUAACUGAGUUGCUUAUCGCUAACCAGCAGAGAAAUAAUGAAUAAGGAGGCAUUGUUCAAGAUAAAUAGAACACUGUUCCAAGAGGGAAACCAUAUGGACAUCAGACUGAGAAAUAAACUAUGAGAAAGCACUGUGAUGCAAUGAUGUCAUUCUGAGAGCAUUACAGACCCCUGUGUGGAUGCCAGAGCAAAGAAAUCAAUAUCCCUGUGUACUUUACCUGCACUGUAGAAAAUAAGACCUUCUAUGUCAAGGUAGUUAUGAAAUAACUAGAAAAAAUGUCACCUUUUAAAAAGAGUGGUCUAUCUUUACAAUUGAAAAGAAACUGCUAAAAAUGAUAACAUAGAUCCGCAAUUGUUUUAUUUUUUGAGCUAAAUAUAUGUAGCAUUAUCUUGGAGAAUCUAAUUCUGUAUUUUGGGAUAUGACAGGGAUCAUGUGAAGUAAGAGAUUACAGGAUGGUUGAAGUCCAUUUAUUUUGCCUGCUUUUCAUUUUUACAGCAGUGAACAUUUCAUACAGAGUAAAAAGAUGCAUGUGAAGGAUAAAAAAAAAGACUUAAGUUCCAUGAAAGGAAUAAAGUUCAGAGCUUUGGCUGCAAACUGAAAAUAUGAACAUUUGCCUGUUUUAAGAAUGUUAUUGUUAUCUUGACUAUAACCCCUAAUGCUGACCCCUACCCUUGAACCCAAACCCCUUUCCUUUAAGAAGGCUGCUAAAAUCUAAAUAAACACAGACCUAUUUUCCAUCA
This is a messenger RNA of Salvelinus sp. IW2-2015, 4367 nucleotides long. Lineage: Eukaryota; Metazoa; Chordata; Actinopteri; Salmoniformes; Salmonidae. The record is from RefSeq and is a predicted model, not a curated record.